UACACAGUGCACCCGACGGCCGGAUAAUCGGAUAGGCGAUCGUUUUGUUUUGGUGACGCUCUGGAAUACGAUUAGCUGUUAACAGCUCCCGUGCUCUAUACAUCCGUCAGUCGGAAAGUGGGAUAGUUUUGUUUUGGUGACGCUUUCGAAUAUAUACCUGUUUAUACAGCUACCGUGGUCUAUAAAUCCGAUGGUCGGAUAGUUGGAUGGUUUUGUUUUGGUGGCGAGUUGGAGUAUAAUAAGCUGUUCCCGUGACCUAUAACAUUUUGUAGUCGGAUAGUUUUGUUUUGGUAACGGGUUGGUAGCUGUUUACACCCUGUGUUUAGUAAAUUCAAUUGUCGGAUAGUCGUAUAAUUUGUUUUGGAGACGCUGUGUAUCGGUAAAGUGUAAACCUACCUGACGAUGCGGCAACGUGUGUGGAGAUUUUUCAAGAGUAUCGGUAACCUGGUCAGCAAGACUCGGCGGCUCCGAUCAAUGAAAGAUUACAAGCCCUUGGGCUCGGCGGAUUCUAACUACUCGCAGCCAUCCUCGGAACUGUCGCUGGACGAAGAUAAAGAGGCUCUGCGCCGCGAGAAGGAAGCGCAGGCUCUCUUACAGCUGGACAAGGCCCGAUCGAAGCCGGUGGCAUUUGCAGUGCGCACCAACGUCGCGUACGAUGGCACUGUGGACGACGACUCGCCCGUGCAUGGGAGCGCAAUCUCGUUCAGCGAGCGCGACUUCCUGCACAUCAAGGAGAAGUACGACAACAACUGGUGGAUCGGGCGCCUGGUAAAGGAGGGCGAGGACGUCGGCUUCAUCCCGUCGCCAGUGAAGCUGGAAGCGGUGCGCACGGGCUUGCAGGCGCGCGGCCGCUACCCGCGCCCGCAGUCCGCCGGCCAGCCGCUCCCCAGCCGAGGUAGCACCCCUCCCACGCCCGGUGAAGACUCAGAUUCAGCCGGCCGUGGUCGCGGCGCAGGAGCUUUACCCGCCAGUAAGGAAAAAAGAAAACCUUUCUUCAAAAAGCAGGAGGCGUGUACACCAUACGACGUGGUGCCUUCGAUGCGGCCUGUUGUACUAGUGGGGCCUUCGCUCAAGGGUUACGAGGUCACAGAUAUGAUGCAGAAGGCAUUGUUUGACUUUCUCAAGAGGCGGUUCGAAGGCAGGAUAAUAAUAACCCGUGUGACGGCGGACAUAUCGCUAGCGAAGCGGUCGCUACUGAACAACCCCGCGAAGCGAGCGAUAGUGGAGCGUGCGAACUCGCGAUCCACUUGCCUCGCCGACGUUCAGACUGAAAUCGAGCGAAUAUUCGACUUGGCGCGGACGCUACAGCUCGUGGUCUUGGAUUGUGACACCAUAAACCACCCGUCGCAACUGGCCAAGACCUCAUUAGCACCCACGAUUGUCUACUUAAAGAUAUCAAGUCCAAAGGUGCUGCAGCGGUUAAUAAAAUCCCGGGGUAAGGGGCAGAGCAAGAACCUGUCGGUGCAGAUGGUGGCGGCGGAGAAACUGGCGCAGUGUCCCAACGAUAUGUUCGAUAUCGUGCUGGAUGAGAACCAGCUGGAGGAGGCGUGUAGUCGCAUUGCGGAACAUUUAGAAAAAUACUGGGCGGCGACGCACCCCCCACCGGUGGCGCAGAGCGCGCGCGCUCCGCACGCGCCCCUUCCGCAUCCGCACGCACACCCCACCCCCCACCCGCAUUCUCAGCAGGCGCAACCUGAACCCCCAUCGCAUUCUGGAGGGCACCGGGAGAGGUCCGAGUCUUACAUCUAUGAGAAAGGCAGAGGUAGAGCGCGUCUCCACCGGCCGGAGAGACUGGAGGAGGAAUACUACCCGAGAGACCAAUACCAGCGGUACCCACGCGACUACCCACGAGAAUACCACGAGGGGUACUCCCACGAUUACCCUCACGGAGACCCAUACGAGAGAGAGAGAGAAGCUUAUGGGCAUGACUACACGCGGGACUACCCGCGGGAUUAUCCCCGGGAGCCGUACCCACCGAGGGAGGAACGUGGAGCAAGGCCGCGGGAUCGUGAAACAUCGGAAGAGUACGGCGCAUCACGUCGCGCGCUAAACGCUGUGUAAUAGUACUACUAGACGAUCAAACCAUUUAGCAGUUAAUUUAGUUGACUCUGUUUCGGGCAAAUCAAUUAUUUAUAAUUAUAAUUAUUUUCGUGUUAACUCCAAUCUUGGCCAUUGAGUUGAUGGAGCUCGUUUUACGUAAACUUGGACGGAAUACAAAUAAAAAAUAUAUUUUUAACACAAUAUUAUUAUACUAUAUUGAUUUUAAUUUCUUUAAGUAACCUUAAUAAGUAAAUAUCUUAAGACUUUUUUCGGGUUUGUCCGAAAUAGCGUCAUUACCAUGUUAUGGUGAAAAUGAUCGUCUUUUUGGUCUCCGACAGCCAAAUUGGAUCGUCUAUUAGUACUAAAACAUUCUCUUCAGUUCCGCAUUGUAUCUCUCCCUGGGUUUUUACAUUUUUCCGUUUCUGUGCAUUGACGCUUCUAUUUUAUCGCCAGUGAAACUAGUGAGAGGAUUAGGCUGCGUUACCGUAGAAUCCCCUUGUAGCUGUAUUACCAAAGUUAUGAUUAGUUUUAAAGUCAUGGCAAUUAUAAUACUGGAUCUCAAAAUUCUUAUAAAUACUUCUGACUAUUUCUGCGAGGUUGUUGUGAUAAGAACUUUGGCCUUAUUUAUUGUGCCCAUCACUCUUGCAAUCAUUAUUCUUUCACACAAGCUCAAGUCUCUAUGAAAACACCUUAAAC
Pararge aegeria (speckled wood butterfly) is the source of this 2736-nucleotide messenger RNA. It is a transcript of the gene Ca-beta, whose product is annotated as voltage-dependent L-type calcium channel subunit beta-2. Bases 403 to 2061 code for a protein of 552 amino acids. The transcript has 12 exons. NCBI's taxonomy places the organism in Eukaryota, Metazoa, Arthropoda, Insecta, Lepidoptera, Nymphalidae. Gene Ontology annotation, molecular function: high voltage-gated calcium channel activity; protein binding. The record is from RefSeq and is a predicted model, not a curated record. Gene Ontology annotation, cellular component: voltage-gated calcium channel complex. Gene Ontology annotation, biological process: neuromuscular junction development; chemical synaptic transmission; calcium ion transmembrane transport.